Messenger RNA from Staurois parvus, 278 nucleotides. NCBI's taxonomy places the organism in Eukaryota, Metazoa, Chordata, Amphibia, Anura, Ranidae. The record is from the annotation of a GenBank genome assembly.
UGACUUUUUUUAAAUUUUCAAAUUUCUCGCCGCUGGCGGCGCCCGUACGUCUCGACGUCACAGGGACCGGAACACAGAAGCCAGAUGCCGGCAUCGGCCGGAGGAGAUGGCUGGGGAUGCUGCAGGGGACACAUCGCGGGAGCGAAGGACAAGGUAAGUGAAGAACACAUGCCGGAGCAGCGCCGCAUGGUAUUCCCGAGUGUAGCUCGGGGUUACCGCUUUUGGUACUGAAAUGUUACCCCGAGCUACACUCGGGAAUACCGCCAGGGAGGUUAAGG